Molecule: messenger RNA, 1678 nt
Organism: Scheffersomyces coipomensis
Lineage: Eukaryota; Fungi; Ascomycota; Pichiomycetes; Serinales; Debaryomycetaceae
Product: RMR1 family protein
Exons: 1
Coding region: 226-1647 (473 amino acids)
Source: RefSeq, a predicted model, not a curated record
AUUUUAUUUAUCAAAAGACACUUUUUUUAGUUGUAAAAUUAAAGUUAGGUGUAAAUUUACGCGAUACGAAAACUGAAAAAAAAAAUUAAUACAAAAAUCCCUGAAAAUUAUACAACCCCAUAAAAUACUGUCUAACCAACCAUCAUUUGAGCUUCUACAACACGUCAAAAGAGUUGAUCAAUCCUGGAAAUUCCGUUGAGAUCAUUGACAGAAAGUAACGUAAGUAUGUUUUCUUCAUCAGGUGCCAGUGGAACCGAUCAAUUGGUUUCUACGGUGUCUAACCCUUUAAAUUCUAACGAUAUAGAAAUGCAGGAAGGUUCAAGUCAACAACGACAACCAUCAUCCUCCACCACAGCAGAAUCGGCCCAGCCUUUACAAUCUGAUAUAAUUGAGGAUAUUGAUCUUUCGAUUGUACAUCCCACUAUUCAGAUUAGUUCAGGUUCUGCCAUGGAAGAUGAGGUCAAGAAUAUACUGAAUGAUGAUGUAUUACAGAGCAAUAGUAAGCAUAUAGCCUUUGAGACUGAUAAUGAGGAUACUGAAAAUGAUCAUGAGAAUGAGCAUAAUGGAGAAGUAGAGUAUGAGGAUGAGGAUGAGGAUGAUAAUGGUGAUGAAAUAGAUGAUAGUCAUUUAACUAUCGAAGAUGGAGGUGAUUUAAUAGAUGUAUCCGAUGAUGAUGCUCAAUAUUCUCAUGAUGAAAAUGUAUCAAUAUAUUCUACUAUGAAUCAAAUUGAAAGUAUACCCGGUACAGAAACAGAUUUAAAAAGUGAUGCCGGACCUCGUGAUAAUGCUAAUCCUGAUGAUCCAAAUCAGAGAAAUAUUCAUAAAUCAAGUAUUAUUGAUAUUGAUAGUGAGUCAGAUAUAGAAAAUUUAGAAGAAUUUGAACAAUCGGCCAAUAAUGCUCCCGAAGAUAGGUCAAGAGAGCUUGAAGUGAAAGGUUUGUAUGAAGAUAAUAAUGAAGAAAGUACAGUCGAACCAGAACAUGAAGAAUUUUAUUCUGAAGAAAUCACCAAUAAUACUAAUGAUAAUGAUGAGGACGAUGAUGAGGAUGAGGAUGAGGAUGAACUUGAAGAGGAAACCACCAAUGGUGCUGAUUUGGACGAAAAUGAAGGAGGAAUAAGCUUUGAAGAAGCAAAUAUACCUAUCAUAUUAAAAGUAACUGAUGCCGAAUUUAUACUUUAUCCCAUUGACCAAGAGAAAUGUGCAGUUGAUUGUUCAUUAUAUGUUUCAUUAUAUGAUAAUUCAGAGAUCAUACAUGCGACUAUAGAAGAGUUUUUCGGUAGUAUUCGAGCCAAUGAAGAUUUAAAAGAAAUCAUAGAGUUUGAAGUGGACGAAGAAUUGGUUUUAGAAGUACCAGAAUUAAGUAAUUUAAAAGUUACUGAAGAUAAUAUUUAUUCCAGAGAUAUAUCGAUUGAAGAUUUCUUCCGAGUAUUCCUCGAAUUGAAAGAACUGACUCGUAGUACAGAUGUCAUACCAAAACUGAUUUCAUUCAAUAUAACUACUCAAACAAGAUUUAUCAGCAGGUUUAAUGAAUUAUCCGAAUUGAUAAGAGAUGGAAAGGGGUUUGAAUCAAUACCAAAUACAAAUAAACGUCGACUUGAUAAGAUUCAACGAGAAGAAUCAAUUAAGAAACCAAAAUUAGAAGAAUGAGCUCAAGAUUAAUGUAUUUAGAUCUAUUAUU